GAUAAGAGAGAGAGAACAAGCUAGAAUUCUAGUAUCUGUAAGGCAGCACAGCAGGCACAACAGCGCUAUCCGUCGUCCCGCGUCGCACACAACGUGUCGUGUAUUUCCUGUGUCACCGGUUAUUAACUCUGCUGCCCGUAGGAAUGCAAGGACGUCUGCGUCGAUGACUCAACACUUCGUGGAAUGACAGAUUGGCACACAGCGUUUUUAUGGUGUGCAAACGCGCUGAUCUGGUUGCAUAAUUAUCGAGCAGUCGCUACAGAGACGUGACACAUGCGCCCACGUCCCGAACAGGAAACAGAAGAGCCUGGAGUUGUCAGUUCGCCCAUCCUGUCCUCCAUGCUCGAGUGAGGAAGCUAGACUCACUACUAACGGUGAAUUGCAGACAGUAGACUCUUACGUGACAAGUAACCAUCACACCAGCGGAGAGAGAUCGGGACCUCCCGGCUCCUCUUUCAACGAACAAUUAGUGCUUUUCUGUCGUCAAUGAGACGACACCCGCUAGCCAUGGAAGGCACGCGUUUGCUGCUGCUCUGCCUCGGUUGGUUGCUGCUGGCUGCCGACGUCGCCGGGUUUAACUUGGACACGAGCGACGUUAUCGUCAUGCGACCACCCGUGCACGCGUCGCGGACCAACGACAGCUACUUCGGUUACACCGUGGCGCUGCUAGAGAACACAGAAGGAAAGUGGGUAUUAGUUGGCGCUCCGAAGUCGUCUUCCGUGCACACACCCAGCGAUAUUAGGACACCGGGUGCUCUGUACAAAUGCGCCGUUACCGGUGGCGACUGUGAGGAAAUACUCGUGGACAGUGACGGAGACACGUGCUACCUCUCUCUCGGCCAAGCGAUACCAUGUAGUUUCGAUAACGGACGCUACCGUGUGAAGAGUUACAAGGAGAAUCAGUGGCUGGGAGCAGGACUAGACGUCCACGACAGCAAGGGCGUAUUCACGGUAUGCGCGCCCAGAUGGAUUAACCAGUUUUUCCUCGAGUCACACGGUGAAUUCCUUAUUAACGGCUACUGCUGGGAACUAUCUAAAGACAUGAUACAAAGCAAAACGAGGAGCCUUCACCCGCUGCAGAACAUAGAUUAUCAGAUUGUAGAUGGAGAAUAUCGAUACGGAAGUGGUCUUACAGGCAUGACAGUUCAUUACCUGACCAACGCUACAUCUCAAACCGAUGACAUGAGACUGUUGCUGGCGGCCCCUGGUGUAUGGUCGCAAACAGGUUCCGUCGUUGAGAUGCGAUCCCCUAGAUCGGACACCGUUGUGCCUCUCAUACACGAACUUCUAGAGGGAAGCUUCCUAGGUUACGACAUCUCCUCCGGCGUGUUCUUUCCCGACAAGAAGGUGCUCAACGUGGUAGGAGUUCCCAGGGCUCGGAGAAGCUCGUUCGUGGGAGAGGUGUACAUCUAUUACGACGACUUCAAGUACCUCAUCAAGAAAGUGGGCGCGGUCAGCGGAGAGUACUUUGGCGCCGCCGUGGCGGCCAUCGACAUUAACAAAGAUGGCUUGGAUGACCUCAUCGUCGGUGCUCCGUUCUAUUACGAGGAGAAUACGGUCGAUGAAGGCUGUGCCUAUGUCUACAUGAAUCAGGGACACAGAGCAGGCGACCCGCUCCUGGAGACCGACUACAAGCUGCGCGGAAGCCGCAGCAGCUACGCACGCUUCGGCACGACGAUCGCCGGCGUCGGUGACCUUGACCUUGACGGCUUCCGGGACGUCGCCGUGUCGGCGCCGUACGAGGACGACGGUCGCGGCGUCGUCUACAUCUACCGGGGUUACGUAGCGGGCAUCUAUCCGCAGCACUCGCAGCGCAUCGCCGCAGCGUCCGUCGCCGACGGGCUUCGUGGCUUCGGAUGGAGCAUCUCACGGAGUAUGGACGUCGAUGAUAACCGUUACCCAGAUGUCGCUAUCGGCGCGUACCAGUCGGACAGCGCCGUGCUACUGCGCACGCGACCCGUCAUCCGGACGUCGGCCAACAUCCGGUUCAAUCCGGCGCAGAUCCAGACAAACGUGGCCGACUGUGUUAACGCGGAUGGAGAGCGUGUGUCGUGCGUGCGCGUGUCUGCCUGCUUCUACUACGAUGGAGCGCACGUGCCUGCUAGCACAAAGAUUCAGUACACGCUUGCUAUCGUUGCUGCUAGCACGAAUAGAGGUUUCUUCUUCGAAAACAAUCGCUCAUCACUGCAAGUGAAAAGAGUUGUCAAACUCGCCAAAGAAACGCUCGAAUGUGACAUACACUCCCUGCUACUACGGGCGAACAUCAAGGAUAAGAUUACGCCGCUGUCAUUCUCACUCGAUUAUGACAUCAUCGAUGACGUCACGGCACGGCGGCGGAGACGGCAGACGGUGCUGCCUCUACCGCCCGUCAUCAGCGCAGACGACAACGUGCACGUGCUAGAGCUGCUGGGCUUCGCGCAUGCGUGCGGCGAUGAUAACAACUGCACAUCGGACCUCAGUAUUACGAUGAAGUCUGACUUUAACGAACCGUACCUCGUCCCAGGAAUAAACAACGACAUCUCCUUCACUAUAACUGUCACCAAUCGUGGAGAAAGCGCUCAUCAAACCAAGAUCGAAGGUUACUACACGAGUGCUGCGUCUUUCAUCGGAUCGGACCCUUCUCAGUACGCUUGCCAGGCCAAUCCUGACGUCACGGGACGAGGGCGUGGCCUGGUGUGUGAGAUAGCCAAUCCGCUUCCCUUCGACGCCUCGGCGACGCUCACGAUAAGGUUUGACACGUCCACGCUGCGUGACGACAGACAGUUCACCUUCACGAUGGAGACGCUCACGACCAGCUACGACGUAGACACGGGAGCGAGUGAAAAGUCAGCAAAAGUUGCCCUCGAUGUCUUCCAUAAGGCCGACGUUACCAUCACAAGUGCCGCACAGCCCGAGCAGCUCGUUUAUGCGACAAAAAAACCCGACGCCACCCUUCCACUGGAGCUGAAAAACUACACACGAGAGAUCACGCACGUGUACAAUCUCAUCAACCUUGGUAAGAGUGCCGUGAGCGGAGGGCAGCUGUUCAUCCGCUGGCCGCACAUGACCGCAUCCGGAAUGACUGUGGUCCGCAUCGUAAAACGCUUUCGC
Molecule: messenger RNA, 3090 nt
Organism: Priapulus caudatus
Lineage: Eukaryota; Metazoa; Priapulida; Priapulimorpha; Priapulimorphida; Priapulidae
Product: integrin alpha-4-like
Biological process (GO): cell adhesion mediated by integrin; integrin-mediated signaling pathway; cell-cell adhesion
Cellular component (GO): external side of plasma membrane; integrin complex
Molecular function (GO): integrin binding
Source: RefSeq, a predicted model, not a curated record